CGAUGAGGGCUGGGGAGCCGAAGGUGGAGAUGCACCAGGGCGUGUAGAGGCGGUCGAGGUGAAGAGACAGAGAAUGAGAGGCGUGGUCACGAUGGGGUAACGACAGAAGGAUGUAAUACCCUCAAGAACGAAUCAUGGGUUAUGGAAAUGGAUGGAGCUAUUGGGAGCACGAACGAUCAUCGAGACUGGAGCUCAACGAUGAUGCAUUGCGGUGGGAGGUGUUAUUGGUCGCGGGCUAUCCCCUUCUACUACUCGGACUACGUGGACUACUCACACAAACGUGCUGGAGGAGUAAUAGGGGCUUUCUUGUUCAUUUGAUUGCUUUUUUUAACAGAGUCCUACACCGUUCGUCCGCUGCGUGGUAGUACAAUAGUAUGAUAAUGGUCAGAUCUUUUUCCUCC
Trematosphaeria pertusa is the source of this 401-nucleotide messenger RNA. RefSeq lists its product as uncharacterized. The transcript has a single exon. The coding region runs from base 135 to 365 and encodes 76 amino acids. The record is from RefSeq and is a predicted model, not a curated record. NCBI's taxonomy places the organism in Eukaryota, Fungi, Ascomycota, Dothideomycetes, Pleosporales, Trematosphaeriaceae.